AUGGCGGCGGGUGGUGCAGGCGGCGGCUGCCCUCCGGCCCCGCUGUUGCUGCUGGGGCUGGUGGCGGCGGCCGGGCUGGGCGGGGAGGCGGCGCGGCUGUACCGGCCCGGGGAGGACCCGCUGACCGUGCUGGAGGCGGGCACCGUGCGCCGGGCGCUGCUCAACUCCUCGGCCGCCUGGGUGCUGCAGUUCUACAGCUCAUCGUGCGGCCACUGCAUCGGCUUCGCCCCGACCUGGCGGGCCCUGGCCGGGGACGUGAAAGACUGGGAACCUGCCAUCAAGAUUGGUGUGCUGGAUUGCGGGGAGGAAGAGAACUAUGAGACCUGUAAAGAAUAUGGUAUUCUCUACUAUCCAACUUUUAGGUACUUCAAAGCAUUUACAAAGCAGUUCACAACUGGGGAAAAUUACAAAGCAGGGUCAGAUCGUGAGCUCCAAACCGUUCGUCAGAUGAUGAUUGAUUUUCUACAGAACCAUUCCCAAGAAUCAAGACCACCUGCUUGCCCUCCCUUGGAUCCAAUUCCGUCCAGUGAGAUUUCUUCUCUUUUUGACAAGAAUAGUCAUCAUUAUACUGCCAUUGUGGUUGAAAGUAGUAACUCCUAUGUUGGGCGAGAGGUGAUCUUAGACUUGAUUCAGUAUGAAAACAUUAUGGUAAAGAGAGUGCUGAAUUCUGAUAAGGCUUUUCUAGAGAAACUUGGUAUUACCUCAAUCCCUUCAUGUUAUCUGAUCUAUCCAAAUGGGUCCCAUGGAUUAAUUAACAUUUUGAAGCCUCUUCGGUCUUUCUUUUCUUCCUAUUUAAAGUCACUGCCCGGUGUGAGAAGAAAACUUGUUUCACAACUUCCACUACCAAAAAAGCAAAAUAAACAGGAGGGCACAGAAAUCAAGGCAUGGAAGGAAUUUGAUAAAGCUAAGCUGUACAUGGCUGACCUUGAAUCAGGAUUGCAUUACCUGCUCAGGGUAGAGCUUGCCACUCACAAGACGCUUGAGGGAGCUGAGCUAAAGACCUUCAAGGAUUUUGUUACAGUCAUUGCCAAGUUAUUUCCUGGCCGUCAGCCCGUGGUGAAGUUGUUAGAGACCUUGCAAGAGUGGCUGGUGAGCCUUCCAUUAGACAAAAUCCCUUAUGAUGCUAUCCUAGAUCUGGUCAACAACAAAAUGCGGAUUUCUGGAAUAUUUCUCACUAACCAUAUUCAGUGGGUCGGCUGUCAGGGGAGCAGACCAGAGCUGAGAGGUUAUACCUGUUCCCUCUGGAAGCUGUUCCACACCUUAACUGUUCAAGCUGCAGUUCGACCAAAAGCGCUAAUCAACACAGGUUUUGAGGAUAAUCCCCAAGUGGUCCUACAGAUCAUGCGGAGGUAUAUUCAGCACUUUUUUGGGUGCAAGGCUUGUGCUCAGCAUUUUGAAGAGAUGGCUAAAGAAUCCAUGGAUUCCGUGAAAACCCUAGACCAGGCUGUUCUCUGGCUGUGGGAGAAGCACAAUGUAGUGAAUGACAGGCUUGCAGGUGAUCCGAGUGAAGAUCCAAAAUUUCCUAAAGUUCAGUGGCCAUCUCCAGACCUCUGUCCCGAGUGCCACGAUGAAAUGAAAGGGUUACACAGCUGGGAUGAGGCCCAAGUGCUACAGUUCUUGAAGCAUCACUAUCACAGUGAAAAUAUUCUAUAUAAAUACACAGAAGACCAGGUUAACAUUAAUGAAAUAGAAGUUGGGGAUGUGAGAGAGAGAAGAGACAAAAAUUUACCCAAGAAAACAAGUGGAAACAAAGAAGACAAGAUCCUGGAUCAACAAAAUAUGUUGGAUUCAAAAUCUAAGGCCUUAGAUAAAUUAAUAGCAAAUAACGGACCUGUCAGAGAUAGAGGUAAAAAUGCAAUCGAAUCAGUUAUCCAUAAAGAGACCAAGCCGUCUGUGUCUUUCUUAGGGAUUGGAUUUUCUAACAUAGACAUGAGUCUGUGUGUUGUACUUUAUGUAGCAUCAUCCUUAUUUUUAAUGAUAAUGUACUUUUUUUUCCGAAUGAGGUCCAAACGGUGGAAGGUGAGGUAUUAUCGUCCGGGUGUGUAGAACUUACCAGAAAUGACAUUUUCAUUGUAAGUGGCUGAUCAGUACCAGACGCAGCUUUAAUAUUUAUGAUCAGGGAUUUUAUACACAGUAUUGUUUCAAAACCCUCCUCCCCCGCUCCCAACUCAUUUCACCAGUGUUCUCGCUUAGUGCUGUCGAGCGUGCUCCAGGAAUCCCAAUAUUUGUCUAGUAUCCAGGCCCAUAGCACUGACUCAGUGUUUACUAAAGGAAAAAGAUUGAACUUUUCCAUUAACAUAUCAUUACGGACUGUUUGCAUCAUUUACUGGUCUCUAAUGUGAGGAAUUGCACUACGGAAUUAGUUACUCCAGGUUUUGGAAAGAAACUGAAUACUAUUGUGUGUGUUCUGACACAGCCUUUUAAUUUUAUCCUGAGUUGACUUAAUAAUCUACCUGUCCACC
Emys orbicularis (European pond turtle) is the source of this 2462-nucleotide messenger RNA. RefSeq names its product quiescin sulfhydryl oxidase 2 (gene QSOX2). Gene Ontology annotation, molecular function: flavin-dependent sulfhydryl oxidase activity; protein disulfide isomerase activity. Gene Ontology annotation, cellular component: Golgi membrane. The coding region runs from base 1 to 2046 and encodes 681 amino acids. NCBI's taxonomy places the organism in Eukaryota, Metazoa, Chordata, Testudines, Emydidae. The transcript is spliced from 12 exons. Gene Ontology annotation, biological process: protein folding. The record is from RefSeq and is a predicted model, not a curated record.